Messenger RNA from Thermothielavioides terrestris NRRL 8126, 846 nucleotides. RefSeq lists its product as uncharacterized. NCBI's taxonomy places the organism in Eukaryota, Fungi, Ascomycota, Sordariomycetes, Sordariales, Chaetomiaceae. The transcript has 3 exons. The record is from RefSeq and is a predicted model, not a curated record. The coding region runs from base 176 to 673 and encodes 165 amino acids.
CGCCGAGGUGGAUGCCAGGCGAUCUGCCGAAGCUGAUGACACUACUGAUGGCGGGCCUCAAGUUCUUCAGCAUCUGUUCAGGGUUCCCCGAACACGCAACUUCCUUAAACUGAAAGUCAUCAUACAAGACAUUUCCGGCCGUAACUCAAGAACAUCUAUCAUCAUCAUCGCCACCAUGGCUGGCUUCCCCAAGCUCAUCCCGGCCUUCACGGUUCAUGUCGUUAUCGCACCCCCGCAGCCCAUCUCCCCGACGCUGAAGGCAGCCCACUUCCUCAGCGAGGGCGGCAAGAUCGUGUCGGAGCCGGGGUACGCCAUCAGCCUGAACGCGGCGAUCGAGCACGGGGCCGACUACAUCCGGACGUUCCCGGACGGGCGGCACGUGCGGCUGGACGUGGACAGCACGGCGCGGGACGCGGGCACGGGCGCGCUCGUGCGGUUCCGCUACACGGGCAAGAUCUCGACGCUGGGCGCCGCGGGCCGGGUGCUGCGCGGCGAGGCGCAGGCGCCUGAGACAACGCCGUUUGGGGAGGCUUUCUCGGUUGUGGAGUUUGAGACGGGGAGUGAGGCACUGGCCGCCCUGCACGAGAAGGUCUACGUCGGGUCUGGGCGGUUUAUUCUGGAGCCCGGAAAGCCCGUGACUGUCGAGUACAAGGUCAGCGAGGUCUCUGCCUGAGGCGUCCCUGGCAGGAAGUCUGUAACUCCUCGCCUCGGCUGGGUGAACCCGCUGCGUUGGGGGCUUGCGGAAAUGGAUUAGAAUGCUCGCGACGCCCCAUGGGAACCAUCUCGCCUUGCUCAGCUUCGCUUGUAUCCUAGAUGAUCGACAGCGAAUACUGGGAUGGAACACGG